AUGCGCGGGGAUGACUCACCGCAUCCUCCCCGUAACCCCUCACCCCUCACUCAUGCCCGUAACCCCUCACUCAUCCCCGUAACCCCGUAUGCACCGCGACCAUGCUCUCCCCCCAAACCCAAACCCACUCCGCCUCUGCCUCUCCGGGUCUUUACCUUCGCGACAUGGAUGAGCGGUCUCAGCAGCGACAGCAGUGGUCAAGGCAUCCCGGGAAGAGUGCUGGGUGGACGGGGGAGCUGGAGGUGGUGUCGGUGUUCGGUGUUCUGCGGGAGACAGGUCCAGUGCGCGGGGAGGACUGGAGUGAUGCGGCCGUGA
Messenger RNA from Knipowitschia caucasica, 315 nucleotides. The record is from the annotation of a GenBank genome assembly. NCBI's taxonomy places the organism in Eukaryota, Metazoa, Chordata, Actinopteri, Gobiiformes, Gobiidae.